This is a messenger RNA of Camponotus floridanus (Florida carpenter ant), 2581 nucleotides long. RefSeq lists its product as uncharacterized. The record is from RefSeq and is a predicted model, not a curated record. Bases 281 to 2431 code for a protein of 716 amino acids. NCBI's taxonomy places the organism in Eukaryota, Metazoa, Arthropoda, Insecta, Hymenoptera, Formicidae. The transcript has 4 exons.
UUAAAUCAAAAUGUCUACCGGGGUAUUCACCGUUGUUUCUCGCAUCUCAUUAUUACCUACUUUGCUGACUUUGCAUCUCAUUGUUAUCUACUUUGCUGACUUUGCAUUUCAUUUUCUUGUUCUUUUCAUCUACUUGUUGCUGAUUUUAGUCGACGUUUAACAUUGAUAAAAUUGACUUCCAGCCAAGUGUACAAUCAUUUCUCGUUCAAUAGGUAUUGUUCAAGAGAUUGUCUGUGUUCAAUCGGUGCCAAGUCAUAGAAGAAAAAAUAAUUUUGCUAAAAUGUGUAUAUCAAAAAAUAAAGAAAAAGAAAAGAAGGAGUCUCCAAAUUCUACAAAUAACAAAACAGUCACAGAUAUGCUUUGGGAAGAAAUGAAGAACCUUGCUAUUGAACAGCAGCAAUGCUUCUUCGAAUUACUUCCUGAGUGCAUAGAGUAUCAAUUUAAUGAACAUAAGUUUUUACGACAGAAUAUUGGUUAUGCGAUUUAUGGAUUACCAGAAUAUUGUUUAUAUGAUUUAUGCGUGAGCAAUGAGAAAUCAGAAGAUAUAAGUGACAUAGAUGCAGACAUAGCUGACACAAUAAAAUAUGAUGAAAAAGCUAAAAAUGUCAUAGAUAUAAUAUAUAAUAAGAUAUGCGAAUAUACAAUAGGAACUAAUAACACCCAACCAAUUUACUUUGGUAUAAUUUACAAUGUAAUAUUUUCUCUGAAAGAAAAAGAAGUAAAAAAGAAAAUGAAUAAAGAAACAAAGACAGAAAAAAAAGAAGAAGAAAAAGAACCUACAAUAUCGUCUAUUCCAAUUUUUACAAUUAGAAGAAAUAUUCAGAAAAAAUCUGAGACGUCAAAAUAUUCAAAAAAAAGUACGAAAAUCGAAAAUAAAAAUGAUUAUGAAAUUUGGUACAUUGAUACUUGUGGCAGAGUGUAUAAGAGUUGGAUAGAUUAUGUAGAAAACAAUAAUUUACCAAAAUGUACUAUGGUUCUUCCCAAAGAUGGCUUUUAUCAAGCAGAUGUGUCCUACCCGAUAACAGAAGACUAUUCCACAGUUUGGCUCGAAAUCACAGAAUCUCCAGCAUGCAGAUGGACAUCAGUAAUCUGUAAUAGAGUGGAUAUUGUUUCUGGUAUUACCGGAUUAGGAAGCACAGUUGGUUUAUGUGUCGCAUCAUUGUUUACACCUCUUGCACCAAUUGCUGUUAUGACAGGUCUUGUUACUACUGGUGCAAGCGGUAUUUGGACAGUCGGCCGAUCUUCUCAGCAAUUGGCAGAUCGUAUAAUCCACGAGGAACCUAUUUUGGAUAAAGAGGCAUUACCUCAUUGGCUUAGCAUAAUUGGUACAACAUUUAGUUUAGGAGCGCUAGGAGGUUCAGCUGCUCUGUCCAACGCUGUUGCAAAGGGUAAAAUAAUACCUAACUUCGUAAAAGUAGCAUUUAAUACCGUGCAAGGUGGCAAUCUACUCUUGAAUGGCGCCGGUAUUGUAUAUCAGAGUUAUUACAUAGUAGAUAAAUAUAUGACGGACAAGAGUCAGAUUAAUAGUGUAGACGUGUUAAAUUUUGCGAUACAUGUUAUGUUUUUUGCUGGCACUGUAGUAAAGAUUCAAUUCGCCAAUGAUAUCAUUGAGAAUACCCAAGGUAAAGUCAUAAAUGAUUACAAAGAAACUUUACGUAAGAGAAAUCUUCGUAAGGAAUUUAAUCGCGUUGCACGAAAAGCUGCGGAGAAUAAUACAUGUAAAAUAUCUGAGAACGCGGAUGUGAUAAAAUAUAUAAGACAUCGUGAACAGAUGUCUGUUAAUCAGCCUGUUAAUCAGUCUAUUGUUUAUGAUCAAAAAUUAAACCAGGUCACAAGUAAUAUUAUAUGGUCGUUCGAACAGGGUAAAUUAAAAGUCAACGGUAUUAUAUUGUUAGAUCCUAUUGAAUAUGUUGUUCGUUUCUUCGAAAAUUCGGAUAUAUUUGAAAUUCAUUCAAAUAAUGCCUCUUGUUUCCAAAACAAUGUUAAUGAUUCUACCGCUAAUCCGUUAAAAGAAGUAUUUAUGGAUUUAUUAAGUAAGUUUUAUAUGAGUGAUGCUUGUCCCAAGAGCAAAAAUUUGCCAUUGCUUCCCGACUUUGAACCACUUCUUAAAGAUAUGAGUUCUAUGAAAAUCAAUCAAGAAUGUCUGAUAAAACUAUUCAAAAUUGUUGAAAAAUUAAUGAAACGUUCUAGAGAUAAAAGCGAUUUUUUACUCAUGGCUUUUAUUCUCGUCUGGCAAUAUUGUAAAGCAAAUUUAAAGCAAUGGGGCAUAUCUUCGUAUUAUCGCGUGCGAAGCAAUUCAGGCUCCAAUAUUUUACAAAAGAUUAUCACUGCCGUUUCGGAAGCCAUUGACAUGAUACUUAAUAAUCUUUGUAAUGCCUUUGCAAAAUAUAUAGAAGUUAAUGCGGACAAAUUGAGUAAAAACAUAAAUUAGAUAUAAUGCGCAUAUAUUAUAUGUAAUCUUGUAGAAAUAAACAAUUUCAUAGAAACAUAAUGUAUUAAUUAGUAGAUUAAUAGAAGUUGUACACGUAUGUGUAAGUGUGUGUGCAUUUUACACUAUAUCUCAGUAAACUACUAAUUAUAA